This is a messenger RNA of Lepidothrix coronata (blue-crowned manakin), 2271 nucleotides long. Its product is annotated as cytochrome P450 1B1. Bases 225 to 1874 code for a protein of 549 amino acids. Gene Ontology annotation, biological process: progesterone metabolic process; hormone biosynthetic process. Lineage: Eukaryota; Metazoa; Chordata; Aves; Passeriformes; Pipridae. Gene Ontology annotation, molecular function: iron ion binding; heme binding; steroid 17-alpha-monooxygenase activity. The record is from RefSeq and is a predicted model, not a curated record. The transcript has 3 exons.
ACGAGCUCCGGAGGGUUAAAACGCUGGGAAGGUGAUAAUAACUCUGCGCUGGGAUGGGGUGCAAUUGGCAUUUGCCUGCACGUGACCUGCCAAGCUCCGGGUGACAGGUACCGGGGCUCCUAAUGAAUUUCCCAAAGGCUUGGAUCUGAACGCCGCCGUCGCCACUCUCGUCCCAGGGCUGCCGCCGGCUGCCCAGCUUCUCUCCAUCCUCCCCAAGGUCUCCAAUGGAAGCAGCGUGCAACAGCAUGGCCCUCGAAAGGCUCGGGGAAGCCCUGGGCAGCAUCCCCCCCUUGCAAAGGUCCCUCCUGCUUCUGCUCUGCCUGCUCGCCGCCAUCCAACUGGGCAAGUUCCUCCUGCAGCAGCAGCAGCGCCGGCGGCAGGGCCAGAGCCGGGCGCCGCCGGGCCCUUUCCCCUGGCCCCUGAUCGGCAACGCGGCGCAGCUGGGCAGCGCUCCGCACCUCUCCUUCGCCCGCCUGGCCAGCACCUACGGCGCCGUGUUCCAGCUGCGCCUGGGGCGCUGGCCCGUGGUGGUGCUGAACGGGGAGCGCGCCAUCCGCCAGGCCCUCGUCCGCCAGGGGGCCGCCUUCGCCGGCCGCCCGCCCUUCCCGUCCUUCCAGCUGGUGUCGGGCGGGCUCAGCCUGGCCUUCGGCGGCUACUCGGAGCUGUGGAAGCUGCACCGGCGGGCGGCGCACGCCACGGUGCGCGCCUUCUCCACGGGCAGCCCCGCCACCCGCCGCCUGCUCGAGCGGCACCUGGUGGGCGAGGCGCGGGCUCUGGUGGCGCUGCUGGUGCGGGGCAGCGCCGGCGGCGCCUUCCUCGACCCCUCGCGCGUCCUGGUGGUGGCCGUGGCCAACGUGAUGAGCGCCCUGUGCUUCGGCCGCCGCUACAGCCACGGCGACGGCGAGUUCCUGCGCAUCGUGGGGCGCAACGAGCAGUUCGGGCGGGCGGUGGGCGCCGGCAGCCUGGUGGACGCGCUGCCCUGGCUCCAGCGCUUCCCCAGCCCCAUCCGCGCCGCCUACCGCGCCUUCCGCGACCUCAACCGCGACUUUUACGGCUUCGUCCGCGGCAAGUUCCUGCAGCACCAGCGCAGCCUGCGCCCGGGGGCCGCCCCCCGCGACAUGAUGGACGCCUUCAUCCACCUGCAGCGGGAGCAGCCGCGGCUGCAGCUGGAGCACGUGCCCGCCACCGUCACCGACAUCUUCGGCGCCAGCCAGGACACCCUCUCCACGGCCCUGCAGUGGCUCCUCAUCUUUCUCAUCAGGUAUCCGAAAGUGCAGGCUAAAAUGCAAGAAGAAGUGGAUAGGAUUGUCGGAAGAGACCGUCUGCCAUGUGUUGAAGAUCAGCCUCACUUGCCCUACAUCAUGGCUUUCUUGUACGAAUCCAUGCGUUUCAGCAGCUUUGUGCCUGUUACUAUCCCACAUGCCACCACGACCAACACCUUCAUAAUGGGCUACCUCAUUCCCAAGGACACUGUCAUUUUUGUAAAUCAGUGGUCAGUGAAUCAUGAUCCAGCAAAAUGGUCCAACCCUGAGGAUUUUGAUCCAACAAGAUUCCUGGAUGAGAAUGGAUUCAUCAAUAAAGAUCUUACUAGUAGUGUGAUGAUUUUCUCGUUAGGAAAACGUCGGUGUAUUGGAGAGGAGUUAUCCAAGGUGCAGCUCUUUCUCUUUACCUCUAUACUGGUGCAUCAGUGCAAUUUUACUGCUAAUCCAAAUGAGGACCCUAAAAUGGACUUUACCUAUGGGCUGACCAUUAAACCUAAGCCAUUUACCUUGAAUGUUACACUGAGAGAUACUAUGGAUUUGCUUGAUCAGGCUGUCCAAAGACUGCAAGCAGAGAAAGUAGCCAAUGAAAAUCAGCUGUCAGCAAAUGCCUAAACAAUAAACCUUGCAUCUACAGAUAAUCCCUCUUUCUCUUUUUAGACUUAUAUGACUUACAGUUUGUUCUGGUGAUCUUUUUGGAACAUAGCCAAUAUUACAAGUUGUAAGAGCAGGAAGGAAAGCUGCACAAGGUAUAAUUCAGUCCUCUUUUUAGUUCUAGAAGGAGAGCCAGGGGAACAAUUUAAUAUAUUAAAUAAUAAAACAUAUGCAAUUUGAAAGUAAACCUUUUCUUUUCUAGCUUGUUCACAGAAGUUGCCAUUGUAAAGUGCUUUUUAUCUACUGACUGGUUGGGGCACCUCCAGGAACUCUCUCUACAAUCCUUGCUAUUUCUCCAUGUGCUAUGCCUUAACUCUAGGUUUGCCUUCAGUGACUCCGCAUCCCAAAGUGAAAUUUC